Alnus glutinosa is the source of this 6327-nucleotide messenger RNA. RefSeq names its product putative disease resistance protein At3g14460. Lineage: Eukaryota; Viridiplantae; Streptophyta; Magnoliopsida; Fagales; Betulaceae. The coding region runs from base 85 to 3762 and encodes 1225 amino acids. Gene Ontology annotation, molecular function: ADP binding. Gene Ontology annotation, biological process: defense response to other organism. The transcript has 13 exons. The record is from RefSeq and is a predicted model, not a curated record.
CCUUGCAUUCCAGUCUCAUUUUGCUCUGCCCUUUGCAAUCAUCUUCCUUCGGUUCCUUUGAUCAUUUCCAAACAAGAUAACAACAUGGCUGAAAUUGCAAUUGCAGCUGCAGGCAUGUUUAUCUCUCCCACUGUCCAAGUGUUUUUUGAAAGAAUGGCGUCGGGCGACUUCAUUGACUUAUUUCGAGGACGAAAUGUACUUGAUGACAGGCUCUUAACGAGGUUGAAGAUAAAAUUGCUGUCCGUGAAUGCAGUGCUUAUGGAUGCGGAGGACAAGCAAUUUACAAGGCCUGAUGUGAAAGUGUGGGUUGAUGCUGUCUAUGAUUCUAUCUAUGAUGCUGAGCAAGUCUUGGACGAGAUUUCUACAAAAGCCCAGCAACGCAAGUUGGAUGCUGAAUUUGGAAACUUUGGAAGUAAGGUACGCAACUCCAUCUCUAGAUCUACUUCUCGUUUUGUCAAGAAGGUAGAAAAACAGAUAGAAGAGCUACUUGGCACACUAGAUUUUCUAGUAGAUCAAAAGGAGAAUUUAGGUUUGAGAGAAGGUGUUGGAGGGAAUCCAUCAGAAAGACUGCCCACCACUUCUUUGGUCGAUGAAUCUGGUAUUUUUGGUAGAGAUGAUGAUAAGAAGGCAAUAAUUAACUCGCUGCUCUCAGAUGGUGCAAGUGGCGAUAAGACGGGUGUGAUUGCCAUAGUCGGCAUGGGGGGAAUUGGUAAAACUACCCUUGCGCAGCUUGUUUACAAUGAUGAAAUGCUGAAGGACCAUUUUGAGCAUAAAGCAUGGGUUUGUGUUUCAGAUCCAUUUAACGUGUUCAUGGUCAUGAGAACAAUUAUAGAGGCAGUAACUCGAUCACCUUGUGAUAUUAAGGAUAAUUUAGAUCAACUUCAAAAUGAUCUCAAGGAGAGAUUGACAGGAAAGAAAUUCCUAGUUGUUUUAGACGAUGUUUGGGAGAAGAAUAAUGCCAAAUGGGUGGUCUUACGUAAUGCUCUUAAAUUUGGGGCACAAGGAAGUAAGGUUAUUAUAACAACACGUGAUCAUGAGGUGGCAAGAAUCAUGGAUGGUAAAGACCAUCCUAUAACGGAUUUAUCAAAAGAAGAUUGUUGGUCACUAUUUGCAAAAUAUGCAUUCCCCAAUGGUAACUUUAAUGCAUAUCCACAACUUGAAGAAAUAGGAAGCCAAAUCGUAGAGAAGUGUAAAGGCUUACCUUUAGCAAUCACGGCAAUUGGGGCUCUUUUGCGGUCUAACUUAUGUGUUAAUGAAUGGGAUAAGAUAUUGAGAAGUGAAUUGUGGGAUUCACCAAUUAAACAUACAGACAUCCUUCCUGCUCUAAUUUUAAGUUAUAAAUAUCUUCCGCCACCUGUAAGGCGAUGCUUUGCAUACUGCUCCAUAUUUUCAAAGGAUCAUGCUUUCAGAAAAGAUGAAUUAGUCUUAUUGUGGAUGGCGGAAGGUUUUUUGCCACAACUCCAAAACAUAACAAUGGAAGAAGUUGGUGAUGAUUACUUCCUUGCUCUUGUAUCAAGAUCAUUAUUCCAACGAUCCAAGAGCAAAAAGUAUGAUGAUGAUAAAUAUGUAAUGCAUGAUCUUGUCAACGAUUUGGCAAAGUUUAUAUCUAAAGAGUUUACUUUAUGCCACAAAGAUGACAAUUCUCGUGAAAUUCUAAGCAAGACUCGUCAUUUCUCUUCUUCUGAAAAUUUUGAUAUUAAGAAGUUAGAGACCUUUCACGAAUCUAUGAAGUUGCGCACUAUCAUAGAGUUAGAAUAUUUAAAAGGUUUCUCAAAUUUUUAUUACAGAUAUGGAAUCAAAUUUUUAUCACCGAUGAUAAGAUGCUUACGGGUUCUUAUUCUAUCUGGGGGGAUAAAGGAGUUGCCAGACUCAAUUGGUAAAUUUAAACAUUUACGUUAUUUGACCAUUUUUGACACUCACAUUGAAAGGUUGCCUGAUUCGAUAUGUAAGUUGUGCAAUUUGCAAAUAUUGAAUUUAUCACAUUGUUACUGUCUUGCUGCCUUGCCAAGAGAUAUGCAUAAACUCAUUAAUUUGCGUUAUCUUAAUAUUGCUAAAACAGGGAUAAUGGAAAUGCCGAUAAAUCUGGGUAAACUUAAAUGUCUUCAGACAUUAUCUACAUUUAUCGUUAGCAAUAGUGGAUGUGGCAUUGAAGAGUUAGGGAAACUUACAAAUCUUCAGGGAUCACUUUCUGUUUUGGAGCUCCAAAAUAUUGAAUCUCCAAUGGCUGCUAAGGGCAGAAACUUGAGGGAUAUGAAGUACCUUGAGAAUUUGGUAUUGGAGUGGAAAGGUGAUACUAAUGCUUCAGAAAGUCAUAAAAUCGUACUUGAUAGUCUCUGGCCCCAUUCAAACUUGGAAAGCCUCAUUAUCGAAGGCUAUGGGGGCACAAGUUUUCCAGACUGGGUUGGGAAUGCUUCAUUCUCUAAUAUAGCAUCUCUUCUUCUAGAAAACUGUAAAUUUUGUGGUAGCUUGCCACCACUUGGGCAACUACCCUCUCUGCGGGACCUCUGGAUUCUUAAGUUGGAUGGAGUUGUUACGAUAGAUCGUCAGUUUUAUGGCAGUGGAUCCCCUUCGAUGAAGCCAUUUGGAGCCUUGAAAUCUCUCUGGUUUUCUGUUAUGUUGGAGUGGAAGGAAUGGUCUCAUUUUGAGGUUGAAAACGAAGGUCGAGCUUUUCCUAAUCUUAGAGAUCUUACGAUUCGUGAUUGCCCUAAGCUUACAAGUGGGUUGCCCGCCCAUCUUCCUUCUUUAGCCGAACUUUCCAUUGAUAAUUGUCCCCAGCUGGUGGCUUCAAUCCCUAGGGCUUCUUCUCUAUGUAAACUGGAGUUUACAGAUUGCAAUACGGUUCUAUUAAACGAAUCGCCGAUUGGAAUAAAAAAGCUUAGCAUCAAAAGCUGUUGGAAGUUAGAGCUUCCAAUCCACCUGAACUAUUCAUCCCUUGAAAAAUUGACCUUGGACGGUUGUGGUUUUCUUAAGUCCUUUCCAUUGUUCCCAAAGCUUCGCCGUCUGGAAAUCUGGAAUUGUGAGGAUCUAGAAUCUCUUACAGUUGGAGAACAACAUGAACAAGAUUUACUCCUCUCGCAGAUAAAAAUCAGUCUGUGCCCUAAUUUUGCAUAUUUUCCACAUGGAGGAUUGCGGGCCCCUAACCUUAAAGAUUUUACGAUCAACGAUUGUAGGAGUCUUCAGUCACUACCUGAAAAGAUGCACAUCCUUCUUCCCUCUCUUGAGGAAUUGUAUAUAGAAGAUUGUCCACAAGUUGAGUCGUUUCCUGAAGGGGGCUUGCCUUCCAAUUUGAAUGAAAUUUUCAUCUACAAUUGUGACAAACUCUUUGCGAGCCGGUUGGGGUGGGGUUUGCAAACUCUACCGUAUGUCAGAAGAUUCUCAAUCAGUGACAAAUCUGAAGAUGCGGAGUCCUUUCCAGAUGAGGGGUUGCUGCCUACCAAUCUUACCAAUCUUUUCAUCGAGCAUUUUCCAAAUUUGAAAUAUUUGGACACGAAGGGGCUUCAACACCUCACUUCUCUUGAAGAAUUGGAGAUCAGUUACUGCCCUAAGUUAGAGCGCAUGUCAAAAGAUGGGCUACCUGCCUCCCUUUCUACUCUAAGGAUCUUGAACUGCCCUAAGUUUGAGUGCAUAUCAGAAGAUGGGCUGCCUGCCUCCCUUUCUACUCUAAGUAUCUACGAUUGUCCUUUGUUGGAGAAAGAGUUGGAAAGGAAAGAAGGAGAAGAAUGGGUCAAGAUUGCUCACGUCCCCAACAAAUAUAUUGGAUGAGCUAAGAGUCCAGCAAGAGUCUCCACUUUCUUUCAUAAUAUCCACUUUUACAGUCAGGAGAACAUCGAGAGAACAUAAUUUCUUCAUUUCCAAACGGAAUAAAUAUCUAUGAACCCCCAUCCUUCAUUGUCAUGGAUAUGCUCUUUCUCUUCAUACUCACUAUCUUUCCCGUGUUCAUUAUUGCUGACCUAACAUCCGACAAGAAAGCCCUCCUUGAUUUUGUUGCUAAUAUCCUUCAUGCCCGAAAACUCAAUUGGAAUUCUGCGUUGAAUAGAAUAGAAAGAAAAUGAACCAAAAGCACCAAAGAACUUGCUUAAUGGCAACUUGUCAUCUGGAGUGAAAUACAAGAUGUACUUGUGUGCUCAUAGCUUUGCUGCAGAUGGUCAACUGCUCCUAGGCAUUUUUUUUUCGCGUCUUCUCUUUAUCAAUUAAUAUGUCAUCUUCAAAGAGUAGUUGAUUUUGCCAUUUUGAAUUCAUUAGCAUGACAUUGGCUCUGCAGCAUUGGUACGGGAUCAGGGUUGGUUGAUGAUGCGAUGGGUUCAAAUCUCAUGGAUCGAGGCUCCUCUGAGAACUCUGAAAUGGUGAACGUUCUGUUGGGAUGUCUUUUUGCUUUGGUCGCAAACUUCUCUGUUGCAGGUGUUCCAACUGGUGGUUCAGAGGUUUAUGUACACAACUUAGUUACUGAAGACAGUUUGAUCAGUCAAUUGGCAAAAUUGACUGAUACAUCUUUCUCAAAAACCAUAUGGAUUUGAAGAGAGUGUUGACCCAGCGUUUGAUGAUGAUGCCCAACGUGCUUUAGUUGUUGAAGAUUACAAGGGCCAAGGGGGUAGUUGCACAAUGCAUAUCUGCAAGUAAAAUGACUGAUGCUUUUGGGGUGCAUCCUUUUGCAAGAGCUAAAGCCUCAAACUCCUCUACUGGAGUUUGUGAAGGUAUUCAAAGCAAUGGGUCAGGCUUGGGAUUUGAUCAGGUAUUAUGUAACCUUUUGAGGCCAAGGAUGUUGCUGAUGGAGGACAGAUUAAGACCUAUGAAACCUUUCUGGGGACCAAGUUAUUGGUAUUCAGUUGAAUGAUGCUUUUUCAAUGGCAUCUCUCCUGGUGUUGUGGUGUGCCUUGAAUCAAGUAAAGUAGGCCCAGCUGUGUUGGAGUUGAGUUGGCCGACUCAACUAUCUCCAAGUCCUCCUAGGUGUAGGAGUUUUGGAAGCUUAUAAAAGGGCAUGUAAUGUUCAGAAUUUUAUGGGGUGCAAAACUUGACAUAGAUGAGGCUGGGGAGGUGGCUGCUCAAUGAAAAAUUGACACAGUUCUGUCCUUUUUCCUUUUAAAAACGGCAAGGAGGUGGACAAGGUUGUUGGAAUAGACCCAAUUGCACCACUCACGCAGGAACAAGAAGCACUAGAAUUCAUAUUCUGAUCCAUAAGAUUUUUCCAGCGGUGACAUGCAAGAGAGAGAAAAGAGACAGAAUUUACGUGGUUCGGUCUAUGACUUACGUCCACAGGAUAAAGCUCAAAGGGCUACAUUGUGCUCAAUAACUUGUUUGUCUACAAUACAAAGUUCCUCUAGAAGCUCUGAAGUGGUAUAAACGUCCCAUUGGUGUCUUUCUUUGCUUUGGUGGCAAGCUCUUCCGCCUGCAUGUGUUCCAGCUGGUGGUUCAGAGGUUUCUACGCACAACUUAUACAAGUUUGUCAAUCUCUAGUGUUAACUUUGCUACUGGGGAUACUGCCGAUUGUUCAGAACAAUUGCGACAAGAACCAGAUGGGUUUGAGGAAUGUGUUGACACAGCAUUUGAUGAUGAUGUCCAAUGUACUUCAACUGUUGGAGAUUACAAAGGGACAGUUGCACAAGGAAUAUCUGGAAAUAAAGUGGCAGAUGCUUUAGUUUUUGCUCACAUUGAGAGCACGCGUGAUAUCGAUGCUUAAAGAUGAGCCUUUCACCUUACGUAAAAGGUAGUGAGGUUGAAUUACACAGGCCCUUCUGCAAAACUCAACAGAGCCAUCAUAUAUGCUGAAGUUGUUCCUGUUUGUGCUUUGCUUUGCCCUAGGCCACCAAUGGCCUAUCAUCACAAGAAUUCUCAAUGAGACAUCAAAAACCUGCGUGCAAAUUCAGCGGAGAAGUAAAAAAGGGGCAGAUUCCUUCUGGUAUUUCAUAAUACACUCGAGGAAGGCACUGCUCAAUGGCAUUAGCCCAGCUCAAAAUCGAAUUCAAAUACAACAUGAAAUAUUAGUGUGAGGAAAUAAGAGUGUGUGUAGCAUUACUCAGAAAAAUUCUGUCAAUUCAAUUUCUAAAAGUAUCAUGUAUCAUUUAGCAUGUGUGAAGUACACGUUUUUUUAUUACUUUAAAAAACAUGUGUUUUACACAUGCUUAAUGGACACAUGAAGCGUUUAGAGAGAGUAUUGGAGGAACUCAUACUACUCAGUUUGUAAGAAAUUUAUAUCUAAACGAAUAUGCUUCUCAAACAAAUUUUUAGAAGUUGCUAGUGGAUGUACUCCUCGGGACAUUGAUAGUACGGGUGUCAAUUUGUGUUCGAGUGUUGAGUUAGAGUCAUAUCGAGAUAUAAAUAUAAUACUAUAUA